CAGAUUGUUUGCGGUAUUUCGGAAGUGGUGAUGGGAGCAGUUGCUUGCAUAGAAUCGAGGGCGGCAUUCACAAGACUUGGGCUGGGAGUGCCGGCUGGACUUCUCACUGUCAUAGCUGCUAGCUCGAGUAUCCAAACAAGCAGAGGCUUUGGUGGCUAUAGAUCAUCUAGUUGCGGAGAGGGAUCCCUACUUCGUUUUUUGGGGCCCAACUUUGUUCUGGCAGUUGUCCUCACCCUGCUCUGGGCAUUAGCAUGUGGUCUGCAGUUUCUACUUCUCGUACAAGCUCUACUAACUGUUAAACAUUCAAGAGACAGUCACACGUCGUUUCUGGUGGCAGUGAUACAACUAGUGCUGUCGACUCUGACGCUGCUAGCCGUGUUACUGGUGCUUCGCAUAGAUUGCAUCUACGACCCUGACUGACCCGAGGCGAUGGGCAUUCACGCCGGCGAGUACGGUGGCUCGGCCACUGGUGUCUCCAUGGUGCCACUAGCCUCCAGCUCCUCUGACAAGCCUGAGCGCAAUGACUAGAUGCAAUCAUACAGAAAAUAUAGCACAGGACUUAUAUGCUAUCUUAUUUCUAUGGUGCAAUAUAUAAACGAGAGAAAUUCAAACUCACAAUCUGUUCAAUUCCAUCAAUUUUAUUUUUUUUAAAUCAAUUUAUUUUAAAUAAAUUAUUUUUUUAUCAAUUUAAUUCCAUCAGGAACUGCGAUUAUCAAUUGAAAAUGUUUUAUAACUGUUGUAUAAAUUAACAACUAGCAGAUUAUCUUAAAACUUUUUGGUUUAAAAGUCAACUUACUCACUUGGAAAUUCAAGGUAUGGUACUCAAGUUGUCAGAGUAACUUUGAAAAGUUCACUUUGAACAAUUAAUUACGAUAUAGCAUUCAGUUAUUUAUAUAAAUAAAAGCUAUUAGCUUCUACUUACAUUAGUGUAGCGCUUUCGGACACUAGGCCCUUCAUCAACACUGGCUGUCACUUCCGUUGUUGAAUACAUAUGGUUAGUAAGCAGCAACAAGCUAAUAGCUUUUAUUUAUAUAAAUACCUGACUGCUAUGUCGUAAUUAAUUGCUCAAAGUGAUUAUUUAACAAGCAGUUCGUAAUGGAAUCAAACAUUGAAGAGUUUGAAAAGUUGCUCAAUAUUGUCAAAUUGAGUAGAAUUUGAACCUGGAAGUUUGAAAAAUAGACUGCUAGUCGUUCAUUUAUAGAAAUGAGCUAUUUAAUCUCUACCACUGGAUGAUACUAAAUCAGGCCUUAUCACAAUAUUAUUCAUUUGUUCAAGUGUUAUCUACAUCGAUCUAAUUAAAAUUGAAUAAUCGAAAAAUUGUCUAAUGAGAGUAGAGAUUGAAAAACACGAUCUAACUUAAUCAAUUUUUCCACUACUCAUUGGGUCUAAAUCACGCCUUAUAACAAUUUUAUUCAUUUGUAUUAAUAUGAUCUACAUCAAUCUAAUUUGAAUUGAAUAAUCGGAGGAUCUCAUAAUGGAAUAGAUUAAAAAAUCAAUCUUUUCAAUUUCUACUAUGUUACUGAUUGUCUCUAAAUCACGCCUCAUUACUGUAUAAUUAAAUAUUAGCAUAUUGAUUAAUUUACAUCAAUCUUAUUCCAAUUGAUUAAUUAAUUAUAUUAUGCAUAUUAUAUAAUAUAAAUAUGUACAAGUAUCGAAGUAAUAAACUAUAAUUAUCUAUUAUAUCACUCUCAUGCUUUAAUUACCAUGGUUGUUGCUCGUUUACCUCGCCAUCCCCCUAUUUUCUUAUUUUAGGACAGGAGAUUUCAGGUCAUCUCAUUCAUUAUUGAUGCCUUUACCAUAAUAAACAAUUCAAUUGGGGCCGUGAAG
Molecule: messenger RNA, 1827 nt
Organism: Nilaparvata lugens (brown planthopper)
Lineage: Eukaryota; Metazoa; Arthropoda; Insecta; Hemiptera; Delphacidae
Exons: 3
Coding region: 31-420 (129 amino acids)
Source: RefSeq, a predicted model, not a curated record